This is a messenger RNA of Betta splendens (Siamese fighting fish), 1770 nucleotides long. Its product is annotated as protein mono-ADP-ribosyltransferase PARP11-like. The transcript is spliced from 7 exons. Gene Ontology annotation, molecular function: NAD+ poly-ADP-ribosyltransferase activity. The record is from RefSeq and is a predicted model, not a curated record. Bases 216 to 1007 code for a protein of 263 amino acids. Lineage: Eukaryota; Metazoa; Chordata; Actinopteri; Anabantiformes; Osphronemidae.
CGGGUGACGCUGCGUGCGUGACAACCAGGAAACAAAUGUAAACAAGGCACGGGGAGGCGAAAAUGUUACGCAGCGCUGGUCGUCCGCUGCUUUCCACGAGACUCCGUGACAACACAUGACGGAUUCGCCCCCCGAUAAAGAUUGAUCCCAGUGCAGCCUGUUCUGUGACCAGUGCCCAGAUCGAGCAGUGCUACAACAGAAACCAGCGCGGCGUUAUGGAGUUCUACACGGCCAAGUACACGUACAGACUGGACUUUUCAGUUAUGCGGCAGAUUAACGUCACAACAGGGAAGCAACGGCCGAUCAAGCGUUCGCUGCACUCUGCAACUGGCUUCAGGUUUAUUUGCGAUAAUCUUGCCCUGCCUGUUCCCUGUCACUGGGAGAGAAUCAACACCGAUGAGCCAUAUCAGCUGAUCCAACUGGGCAGAGACACCUAUGAGUUUAAAGAAGUGGCCAGGCUGUAUGAAAGGACGAUGGAUCAUCCAAUCAAAUCCAUUCAGAGGAUUCAGAACCUGGACUUGUGGGAGUUUUUCUGCCGGAAGAAAACACAGCUGCGAAAAGUCAAGCGCACACUGGACAUUGAGGAGCGAAUGCUGUUCCAUGGCACAGGACACAGCAACAUACAAGCUAUAUGUACGUUUAACUUCGACUGGCGGCUCACAGGAAGCCACGGCGACGUCUAUGGCAAAGGGAGCUACUUUGCUCGGGACGCCAAAUACUCCAGCAAAUUCUGCCACACCACGGGCAAGCACAGCACGACGCUGCAGAGACACGGACUCGCCCCGCCGAUAUUUGCCAGCGAGCCUCCCUACAAGACCAUGUUCCUGGCCAGGGUGCUUGUGGGAGAAUACACAGUGGGCCACCCCAUGUACUGCAGGCCACCCUCCAAGGACGCCAGCUUCACCAACUUCUAUGACAGCUGCGUGGACGACAUGGCCACUCCGAAGAUUUAUGUCAUUUUCGACAGCAAUCAGAUUUACCCGGAGUAUCUGAUUGAGUUCUACUGAUGCCAAGCAAGAGGGAGCGCAACCGCUUCGUGGAGGCCGAGAUAAAGCUUGAACAAAAACAAGCUAAUUAAGGAGAUCCAGCACUUAUUGGAGCAAGGAUCAUUUAAAGUGCCUUUGAGGAUACAUGGAAACUCACAUGGAUAAGACACUAAAGACCAUAUACAGAUUUGUACGGUUGCUGUUCUGUACAGAAUAGUCGGGUUGGGUUGUUAAAGGAUGAACCACUGUGUUAGUAAAUGCAGACUCCGCUUGCUUGUUCAGCUUUGGUGCAGUGGCACAUGCAGGCUGUGUCCCACACCUGCCAUCAGCCCGUUGAUCAUCAGAGCCGUGCACGAGCAAGCGAUGCGGACCUAGGUCCACAAACCGCCACACGGCUCCACCCGCCUUCACCCACCAGUCGCUGACUGAGCAUCCCUGAGCAUCGUCCAACCUGGCACCUUGCGUAUCAUCUAAGUGCUGAUGGUCCUUUCCAUAUUCUGUUCAUGAAAACGCUUCUACCUCUGAAUUUUUUGGAUCAUGCAUCUGAGCACUUUCCUCUCCUUUCCACGAAAGGUUUGUGUAACUGUGUCACAUUGACACGUAGCGUUUGCAAUGUCGCGCCGUUUAAUCUUCCUCGAGCAAUACGUUUGUGUCAUGAACUGGUGGGAGUGGACGUGACUCGAUUCCAGACCCUCUGAAACAGGUUCUCUUUGCACCGUGUGUACAUUUAUCAUAAAAUGAAUGUAGCCAGCACAUGUACUACUGUAUUAAAAACAAACUCGCA